Messenger RNA from Elephantulus edwardii (Cape elephant shrew), 2031 nucleotides. It is a transcript of the gene KAL1, whose product is annotated as Kallmann syndrome 1 sequence. The record is from RefSeq and is a predicted model, not a curated record. Gene Ontology annotation, cellular component: cell surface; extracellular region. Gene Ontology annotation, molecular function: protein binding; peptidase inhibitor activity. Gene Ontology annotation, biological process: neuron differentiation. NCBI's taxonomy places the organism in Eukaryota, Metazoa, Chordata, Mammalia, Macroscelidea, Macroscelididae. The transcript is spliced from 14 exons. The coding region runs from base 1 to 2031 and encodes 676 amino acids.
AUGCAGCCAGGCGCGCCCAGCGCCACCCUUACCCUAUGUCUUUGGCUGGCCGCCGGGGGCUGCCUGGCAGCCGGGCCCGGAGCAGCGGCGGCGCGGCGCCUAGACGAGUCGCUGGCGGCCGGCAGCGUCCAGCGCGCCCGCUGCGCCUCCAGGUGCCUCAGCCUGCAGAUCACGCGCAUCUCCGCCUUCUUCCAGCACUUUCAGAACAAUGGUUCCCUGGUUUGGUGCCAAAAUCACAAGCAGUGUUCGAAGUGUCUGGAGCCCUGCAAGGAGUCCUGGGACCUGAGGAGGCACCAGUGCCAGAGCUUCUGCGAGCCUCUCUUCCCCAAGAAGAACUACGAGUGCUUGACCAGCUGCGAGUUCCUCAAGUACAUCCUGUCCGUGAAGCAGGGGGACUGCCCGGCGCCUGAGAGGGCCAGUGGCUUCGCUGCUGCCUGCGUAGAGAGCUGCGAGGUGGAUAACGAAUGCUCUGGGGUGAAGAAAUGCUGCUCCAAUGGGUGCGGGCACACCUGCCAGGUGCCCAAAACGUUGUAUAAAGGUGUUCCCCUGAAGCCCAGGAAGGAGUUACGAUUCACAGAACUGCCUUCUGGACAGCUGGAGAUUAAGUGGUCCUCGAAAUUCAACAUUUCCAUCGAGCCUGUGAUCUAUGUGGUGCAGAGGCGCUGGAACUUGGGGAUCCACCCGAGCGAGGACGAUGCCACACACUGGCAGACUUUGGUCCAGACCACAGAUGAGCGGGUCCAACUGGCCGACAUCAGACCCAGUAGGUGGUACCAGUUCCGAGUGGCUGCUGUCAAUGUCCAUGGGACUCGCGGCUUCACUGCCCCCAGCAAACACUUCCGCUCCUCCAGAGAUCCCUCAGCCCCACCAGCUCCGGCCCAUCUCCGGCUUGCAAACUCCACCAUCAACAGUGACGGAAGCGUGACCGUGACGGUGGUCUGGGACCUCCCAGAGGAACCGGACAUCCCAGUGCAUCACUACAAGGUGUUCUGGAGCUGGACGGUCGGCAGCAAGUCCCUUGUUCCUACCAAGAAGAAGCGGAGAAAGACUGCAGACGGGGCCCUCAAUGCUGCGACCCUGGAACACCUGCAGCCCGGCAGCAGCUAUCUGGUGGAACUGCAGGCCGUGUCGUACUGGGGGCAGACUCGCCUCAAAAGCCCCAAGGCAUCCCUUCACUUCACCUCCAUACAAACCAACAAAGAGCCACUGGGGAAGACUAGAAAAGGGGUGAGUCAAGUCCAACCCCCUCUUCAGAGACGACGUCCUACUCGGCUCUUGGAAAUCGGGGCUCCUUUCUACCAGGACAACCAACUGCAGGUCAAGGUCUACUGGAAGAAGACUGAAGAUUCUGCCAUCAACCGAUACCACGUGCAGUGGUUUCCAGAACUAUGUUCCCACAAUGAAACAGCCAACUCUGAGAAGUCAUCUGGCACCACACACGAGAACUACAUCCUCCUCCAGGAUCUGGCCUUUUCCUGCAAAUACAAGGUGCUACUCCAGCCUGUCCGGCCUGUGGGCCCCGCCAGCGUGGAGGCGGCUUUCUUCACCACCCCACCCUGCUCUGCGUUCAAGGGGAAAAGCCACAGGCACCCCAGCUGCCCUGGGGAGGCAGGCCGAGUCAAUGCCAAAGUGCUCGCCAAGCCGGAGAACCUCUCUGCGUCCUUCGUGGUCCAGGACGUCAACAUCACAGGCCACUUCUCGUGGAAGAUAGCACGUGCCAGCCCGCACCAGCCCCUGACUGGGUUCCAGGUGACGUGGGCGGAGGUCACGACCGAGAGCCGGCCCAACAGCCUGCCCAACAGCAUCAUCUCCCAGUCCCAGAUCCUGCCUUCGGAUCACUACGUUCUGGCGGUUCCCAACCUGCGGCCGGCCACGCUGUACCGGCUGGAGGUGCAGGUGCUGACAGCAGCCGGCGAGGGGCCAGCCAGCAUCCGCACCUUCCGGACCCCCGAGCUCCCAUCCUCUGUUCACAGAACGCAUCUCAAACACCACCACCCACAUCAUUACCAGACACCUCCGGAGAGAUACUGA